Messenger RNA from Colius striatus (speckled mousebird), 1475 nucleotides. It is a transcript of the gene PIGX, whose product is annotated as phosphatidylinositol glycan anchor biosynthesis class X. Gene Ontology annotation, biological process: GPI anchor biosynthetic process. NCBI's taxonomy places the organism in Eukaryota, Metazoa, Chordata, Aves, Coliiformes, Coliidae. Bases 16 to 1029 code for a protein of 337 amino acids. Gene Ontology annotation, cellular component: endoplasmic reticulum membrane. The transcript is spliced from 6 exons. The record is from RefSeq and is a predicted model, not a curated record.
CGGGGCCCGGUUGCCAUGGCUACGGCCGCGCCGCCGAGCCCUCGCCCUGAGGACCCCUGCGGGCUGGCGUCGCUAGCGCCUGCGGGACGCGGAGGCGGCGGCCCGGUCCCGACGGCUGUGGCCCCGCACGCCGGGAGGGACAGCGGCGCGACCGAAGCGCUGCGGCAAGCGUUUAGCGGCGGGGCACGUCGCUGCGGCGGAGCGAGGGGCGAAUGGGACCCGCGGCGUCAGGCGGCCGCCAAGGGCGACAGAAGCGGGAGCGAGGCCGCGAGGAGAGGGCCCGCCAUGGCGGCCGGCCGGCUGCGGGCUGAGGCGCGGCGAGGCGCCGGGCUGGCCGCGCUUCUGUGCGCCCUCCAUGUGCAGGCCACUUGCCCAGGUGCCACUGUCACACAGGAGCUUCUGAAGGAGGGCUUUCACAGGGACCUGCUGGUGAAGGUAGAACUUGGUGUAGCAGGGGAGGACACAGUAGGAUGCACAGUGGCAGCUAGAAUUCAUCUUCCACCAGGAAUCUAUGUGGAUCCUUACGAGCUGGCAUCGCUGCAGCAGCACAAUUCAACACAGGCAGUGUUAAUUCCCAAUGAUGUUGAUGUGGAGGCUCCAGAAUACUUGGCCACAGACCUUGUUGUUCUCCUGUUCCUGGAGCCCGACCCUCGGUGCUCCCGCUGUUUCAGAGGCGCUGUGCCUGUGCACGCGCGGUACCACCGGCCAGCAGAGGAGGCUCAGCAAGCUUUGGUUAUUCUGAAGAGCCCAGAAGUCCUGGCCUGCUGCUGUGACAAUGGCCUGUCGGCAGCGUGCUGGAAGCCUGCUGAAGUGGAAGCUCCCUGCUCAGGGAAACACCUCAGCCCCUGUCAGUGGUACAGCCUAACACCCCAACCUGCACAGGAGGAAUUGAUCCUGCAGGUUCCAGUGGGGCUCAGGCAACAUGGUUCCUUAGUGUGUGUCGUGACCCUUCUUGCCACGGUGCUCUCCUCCAGUCUGAUUCUCGCAGCUGUCUGCAGAUACGGACACUUCCCUCCAGUGACCUGCUGAGGAGAAAGAAACAGGGAAUGAGUGGCCUCCCUCCAGCAAAACUCACUGAGUAUCACAUCAGCUUCCUAAGUGAUUCCUGUUCUACCAGCAUUUAUGUGUUGGUAACAUGUGAGGGUUCUGUAAUGGGUAAUAGUUCCCUUGGUGUAUUUCUCACAGACACCUUUCACACACCAGAACACUGUUUCGGUGCCUUGUUGAUAACCAAAGCGAAGGGAGGGUAGGACUAGUGCUGCAAAACACCAGAAGGACUGCUGUGGGCAAUAUGGCAAUGGGCAAGAGCAGAGUCUCAGUCUCCAGUUCCCUCCCCUUGGCCUGGAGCCUGCUUCAGCUGCACUGCUGCCUCUGGCAGAGGUGUUUUUGUUCCUUCAAUGUAAACCAACAGGCUUGGGAGUUGUUAUUAAAGGUCUGAAAAACAUUAGCUAGUCAUUAAAGUUUCUGAUUUUUAA